GUGCUUUCAUAACUAAUAUGGAAUAGAUAACAGUAGUUUGAAAGCGCUACUGUUUGGUGUAUCAAUGAAGCCAUGUUAGCUGAGGCUCGAGGUCCAGGCCCCUUGGCUUCAGGAGCAACUUGGAAGCCCUCCACCACUGGGAAGGAUAGCAAACAGGAUCUGGGGAUUCACCAGAGGCAACGGGAUGGAAAACACCAGCGACAAGCGUCCAUUCAAAGAAGCUGCUUCUAUGGGUUGGAAUUGAAGCCAGAGCUGGUCUGGGAGGACUGGGACCUGCGAAAAGAGUUCACCAAGACAUUAGUGUUAAAGAAUAUUCACAGCAAGCUGCAAAAGCUACAUGUCAGGCCUCCAGUGUCCAAGUUUUUCAGCACCUCGAUUUCCCAGAUGAUUGUCCUCAGCCCAGGGACUUCUUUCUCCAUACCAGUCAGCUUUAGACCACUCCAGAGGUGUGAGUAUGAAGACAGCAUUGAUUUUCAAGGGAGAGAUGGCAGCUUCCAAGUUAGACUCCAUGCCACCAUCCCCUGCCAUGCUCUGGAAGUGCCUGACUCUGUGCUGCUGCCACUCUGUGCUGUCGGAGACUCCUCCCACACUACUUUCCUGUUAAAAAAUGUCAGUAAACUCCACACAUGCUUCCAGUGGGAUUGUGCAGCCCCGUUCAAUCUAAGCCCUGAGCUAGGCCUGUUGAAGCCUGGCCAGGAGUGUCACAUAACUGUGGUCUUCCGACCACGAGAGGCACUAGUAUACCAGCAACAGGCCAACUGCAGAUUUGGAGAAGAAGGGGACAAGGCUGAGACCGGCUGCUCUGUGCUGCUGCAGGGACUGGCUAAAUACCCAUGUCUUCAGCUGAAAAAUCCAGGUAUCGUGGAUGAAAAAGAAAAAUGUUGUCCAGUUUUGAACUUUGGCUCUGUGGCAGUUGGCCAAAGUUUGCAGAAACACUUUGACGUCUUCAACCCCUCCCCUGUAACUGCAUCUUUCUCUCUUUCACGACUGUCCAGUGGGAUGCCUUUGUUGGGGACAGAGUUCAGCUGUGAUGUGAGUAGGGGCAAGGUGGCGCCUGGUGGAUCACUUCAGAUUACAGUCACCUUUACUCCUGCUGAGGUGGAUAGUGUCUCUGUCGAGUACUUAUCUCUAAAAUGUAGAGGGGCACUCAAUAAAACCCGGCUCAAACUCACUGGAAACUGUAUAGGUCCCAAACUUUCCUUGUCCUGCUCUGUGGUGGACUUUGGCUGUGUUGAGGAAGGAGGAAGAGUUGAACAGACUAUGGAGCUGGUUAAUUCUUCACCUGUUGAGGCUUUCUUCCAAUGGGACCUUGACUGCAGUGGGCACAGUGUGUUCAGCAUCCAGCCAGCAAGUGGCACUGUACACCCACAUAGCCACACCAAACUGAAAGCAGUCUAUAGGCCCACACAGCCUAUUGUGCAUCGCAGGAGAGUGGCAUGUUUCAUACUGCACAGGGACCCGGUGUUCCUUGACCUGAUUGGUACCUGUCACUCAGAGCUCCAGCAACCAGCCAUACUGAAACCUGAGCACCUGGUUCUUUACAAACUCCAUUGGUAUGGCAGACAGGACCCAUCAGACAUGACCAGUGCCAUGCAGCAAGAUCCCGAUGUACACUUGAACCAACAGGGAGUGCUCUGCCCCCUAGAGGAGCAGUCACACCAGAGACCAGAAAGUACCAGUGUGGUGUCCACAGAUCCCAUUGGGGAAUAUUACCAAUCCUGUUUGGGGUGCAUGGACCCGCUCUUUUACAGUUCUUUAUCGUCCCCACAUGUAUCCGUGGUGCCCAGUGAGCUGCUGUUUAAUCACAAAACACCCUCCUCUUUGUCCUUUUCAACCACGUCCUUUCAACCAGUCUCUAUCACAAACCACACCACGAAGAAACUCAGCCUGGUGUGGACUGCUGUCCAACACUCUCCAUUCUCUGUCUCUCCAUCAUCAUGGGACCUAGCUCCACUGAAGUCCACUUCAUUCAGAGUGACCUAUAACCCCAAGCAGCUCAAUACUCUGCAUGGAGCACAACUAGAGUGCUUUGCAUACUAUAAGGACAAUGAUAACAGUGAGAAGCGACUGCUGUGUCCACCCUGGUGUGUGACUGUGAGAGUCAUUGGCCACUCCUUUCAGCCAGGCAAAGAGCAUUUCGUCCCAUGCUGCUCCCUGAAGCCCCCUCAAGUGGUGUUCCCUGCCUGUGGUGUUCUUUCCUGUCGGACGGUUGUCCUCCACAAUCAUGGAGACCUGCCCCUGACUUUCUGUCUGGACCACAGCUCAAACCCUGCCCUGGUGGAAUCUGUGUCUGUACUACCGAGCUGUGGUUUGAUCCCGCCUGGGAAUCACCAAAUCCUCACCCUCAGAACAACUCCCACAGAAGACAGUCCCAAAGAGGGGUUCAGCUUUCACCUUCAGCUCAAUGCAGCUAAACACACAAAGGAGCUGACAGUUGUUAGUGUGGUGGAAAAGCUGUGUGUGUCUCUGGAAGGCGACAACAGUUUAUAUUUCCAGCCAACAGCGUUGGGCUCUCGGACGCAGCGCUCUCACCAGAUCAGGAACCUCAGCCGUUUACCUCUACGAUUCCAAUGGAGCAUUCCAGAGGCAGACCAGGACCUUAUCUGUGUUCAACCAGAUGCUGGUAAACUGCAUCCCAGUGAGAGCUCAGUCCAGAUAUGGUCCUUCAGCCCACUGGAAGAAAAAACAUACACACUUAAACCCACCCUUACCUUCUGGCCGAUUGAGAGUCCUGGAUUUGACAAGUCACACCUUGCCCUUCAAGUGGUGGGGAUGGGCUCUAAAGGCUCAAUAGAGGCAAAGAAAGCAGUCCUGGAUGUAGGGGAGACUCUGGUUGGAAGCUAUCGUUCUAUUCAGAUCCCUCUUGUAAACAACAGCCCCUGCUCUGUUUCCAUUCGUCUCUCUGUAGAGCAGAUUCUUCUGGAUGAGGAACUUUCUUAUGACUCUGAGACUGAGCCAAAUGCCCUUCAGCUGGACUGUGAGAGGGGAACCAUCGCCUCACACUCCGAAAUGCUGCUGCGAGCCACUGUCAGACCACACAGGCGAGCCCAGUACCUGUGGACCAUCAGCUACCAGAUGCUGAAUACCAGAGGGUUUGUCUCAUGCCCUCCCCAAGCAGCAUGUGAAGUGCGUGCUCAGGGCGUGUUCCCCACCCUACAGGUCAUCAAUGCCUGUAGUGGUGGAAGUGUGGGCAGACUCAGCAAAGUGCACCAAUGGAAACUCUUCUCACUGGAGAGCCUCAACGAGCACAUGUUGUCCAACCCUUCCCCUGCAGAACUCACCUACAGAACUCCGUCUAGCCACAGUCUGAGCAGUUCUCCUUCCAUCUUUUCCAAAGCCAUGUUGGACUUCAACUUUAGUGCCGCUCCCUUGAAUUCAGAGCCCUCAACUGUUAUGUUGAUGUUUCACAACCCGGGCUCCCUCCCUGUAGACUGGGCAUUCUUGUUUCCAGAGGACCAACAGAUAGAGUUGGAGUACUGGGCCGAGACCGGCGAAUUUAGCAGCACUGAACUGUACCGGAUGAAGGUUCAAGACAAUCAUCUGUUCAGUAUUACUCCCCGUUCUGGGACUUUGCUCCCUGGCCAGCAGAGGGCGGUACACUUCACCUACAGCCAUGACUUUGUUGGAACAGAUCGGUUUCCUGUUGUCUUUAAACUCUCUUAUGGCAGAGAGAUCUUGCUGAACUUUCAGGGGGUGACGGUGGAGAAAGACAGACCAUAUCUACACUUUGCCUCCAAGCGACAUGUCUUUACUUCUGUUACUGUUGGGGACUGUACUCCUCCGAAGCAGAUGUAUGAACUACACAAUGGCGGUGCAGUGCCAGUCCGUUAUGAGGUGGACAUAGCUGCAUUGUCACAGCUUCAGGUGGACAACUUUAACCAUCCAGUGCUGUGCUGCCUCAAUCCAGAGGGAGAGGUCCUACCUGGGAGGACGGCCAUGCUUGAAUGGAUCUUCUCUCCACUGGAGACUAAGCUGUACCACAUGGACAUUCCUAUACAUGUCCAGAAUGGAGACUCCACACUUGUGAGGUUUGAGGGUUGUGGGCUUUAUUCUCCUACACCAGGUUCCACAAACCCAUUUAACUGCGGUGAUGCUGAAGCAUCUGAACCCUUCGUCCAGAGGCUGCCCUUCCCAGGACAGGUGGUAUUUCUGUCUGAGGACAGUGUCUCUCUCGGCCACAUCCCUGUGUGCUCACGAUCUUCAAGAAUCUUCUUCCUGACCAAUGUGUCCCACAAAGACACUGUCCAUUAUACAUGGGACCUGCUGCAGCAAUGCAAUCAGCAGGUGGUGCAGAUCCAUCCAGAGCGAGGUAGUCUGUGUCCAGGGGAGAGUGCACUUUGUGUCCUUACCUUCACCUCUACUGACUACCCCACUAUUUAUCAGCUAGAUGUCAUCUGUCAGGUUACUCAGGAGGCUGCACUGACCAGGUAUCAUGAUGCAUUGCAGCAUUGGGAGGAAGAGAAAGAGAGACAGCAAGAUGAAUUCACUAUCACGGACAAAAGUCUUACAGAAAGUCAAGGACUUCUUAUAAACAAGGAACUUGUAGCAUCUCCAGUAAGAAAAGGGCCACCCCUCAGGAAAUACAAGACUCUUCCUCCUAUCAAUGGUGGUAGUGAAACAGUGGGCACAAUAUGUACCAAGCUAACAAGAGCUGAGCGGCGGGCACAGCGGCAAACAGCAAAAGCAUGGAGAUUCCCAGAACUCCCUCAACCUACUCUUCUCCAUCUUGAGGUUACAGCACACUCCCACGGGCUUCUGGAGUACCUUCCACACUUCCCCGACCAGUUCAAUAAGCACUAUAGAUGCCAUCAGUUAGUCAAGCCCCGACAACCUGAAACAACUUCUUCAAGCACAUCCCUCCCUGCUGGGCCGCCUUCCCCGUUAUGUGGUCCUUUUAGAGACAUCGUAAAGCACGUACUGACUUCUUUGCUCAGGGACAUAAUAGAUGAUCCAGCCUUCACCCAAUCUCUGAUUUCUUAUCAAUUUAAACCCACCCCCGACUGGCCUCGUAAAACUAGUCAUUCUCAGUGCCCCUUAUCCCAAUCCUCCCUCCCUCCCCCUCCCUGUUCCACAUCAUCUAACUCUACACCCCAACCUCAGGUUCUCUUGAGAAGGACAUUGACUGGGCAGAGACAACAGCACAACAAAGUGGACAGUGAGGGAACUGCAGGAUAUUUGAGAAACUGGCCCCAAACACAAAACACACCAUGCACUGAACAUGUGCCUGCUGACAUGAGGGAGGAUGUUUUGCUGAACACCCUCCAGAACCUGAUGAUGGAAGCCGUUAGAGGAGAGCUUGUCCUCACAGCGCACCCCCGCACUGUUAUCUCGCCACCUGUUUCUACAAGGUGAAGACACACAUUGUACAAUAGCUCUGGCAGUGUUGCCUCCCUCCCUUGUUUAUUGAAAUAAAAUAUGGUUAACAUAUUGGCAGAAACGUCCAGAACCAGAAAGCGACAUUGCCUUUUUUUUCGACAUUGUAAACUAUGAGGUAUCUCUACAAGCUAUAAUAUGUUGUUUUCAGCCAUUUUUUUGACAUCUCAAAAUUUGAUGUUUUUUGACAUACUAUACUUUGUCAUUUUUGGAUGCCAGCCUACGGCUAGGACAACCGAGGGCACGGAAGGAGCAGCAGGGCCUCCAGUUGAGCUGAGAGAUGUGGAAUGUGGAUGCGUUCCGAAUCGCAUACUUUUUCUUUUUACUUUUAGUAGGUACUAUGGCUGCCCUUGCAAAGUAUGUACUGUUGCAUGCAGUAUGCACACAAUCAGGACAUACUACUUCUUCAUAAUACUGCAGCCUGAACUUUGACCCUCUUUCUUAUAUAACUGUUACCAUGGAGAUGAAACAAAUCGCCAUUAGCCAUCUCAACAGAGAUGGAGGUUAACACGGAGAGCUCUGCAAUUGUUACUUAACGUUUAACUUCUAAGUUAU
Messenger RNA from Plectropomus leopardus (leopard coralgrouper), 5928 nucleotides. NCBI's taxonomy places the organism in Eukaryota, Metazoa, Chordata, Actinopteri, Perciformes, Serranidae. The record is from RefSeq and is a predicted model, not a curated record.